GAAGAGAAACUGGAAAAACAAGGAGUUGGAAACCAGACAAUUACAUUUUGGAAUUUUUUUUUUUUUUUUUUUGUGGACAUCAUCUCCUGGAUUUUCGCUUCCGUCAGAAUCCACCUGUCACCUGUUGCAGAUGGGAAAAUAGCACCUGUUUGGCUUCUGUGUGUGUUACCAGUCGGACCACCUUCAGCCUCUCCGCCACAGAGAAGAGGAUGGGAGCUGUUCACCUCUGUCUCGCGCUGGUUUUCCUGUCCUCUCCAGCGUGUGCCCAGUGGUGGAACUAUUUCUGGGCGAAGCCAAAACCCACCACUCUUCUUCCUGCCCUUACCUCUCCAACCAGCUCCCCCCCGGAGCCUUCCCCAACCCCGGGGACUCUGUCGGAGUGGGGAGAGGGGGAAGAGGAGGAUGCGGUGACAGCGAACCAUGUGGAGGACACCGGGACAGGGUGGACUGCGCCGUCCUCUGCUCCACACACCUCAGGGGAUUUAGUUUCCCACGACAAUAAGAAAACGUUGACAUCGUCUUCUAGGGCGAACUCAGGUGGAAUCACCAAAGGCAGGUCUGGGAAUAAACCACUGCAACAGUGGAAGAGUGAGAAAGCCUCAGGAAGUCAUCUGGACCUGAUGACUCUGAUUAGCAUCCCUCUGCCUCCCGCCGUCUCCUUCACUCCUGGCUUCCAGGGGUUUCCAGCGUACAGCUUCGGAAGCGACGCCAACGUCGGCCGACUCACAAGGACGGUUGUGCCCGGGCCUUUCUACAGGGACUUUGCCAUUAUUGUCACGAUGCGUCCGGCCACCCAGAGAGGAGGCGUCCUGUUUGCCGUCACAGACACCCAUCAGAAGGUAGUGGAGCUGGGUUUGGCCCUUACGCCGGUCCACGGAGGCCUGCAGCAAAUCGUUCUGUACUACACCGACACGGAGCAGGCGUCCCACAGCCACAAGGCUGCUGCCUUCAGCGUCCCAGACAUGACCGACCAGUGGACACGGUUCAGGUUGGUGGUGGACCAUAAUGAGGUGCGUCUUUACAUGGAUUGCGGUGAAGCUGAGAGGACGACUUUCCAUCGCCGGCCAGAGAAACUCACCUUUUCACAAAACUCCGGCAUUUUUGUUGCAAGUGCAGGAAGCACAGGCUUCGAUAAGUUUGUGGGGUCUGUUCAGCAGCUGGUCAUAAGGGAGGAUCCCAGAGCAGCAGAGGAGCAGUGUGAGGAGGACGAUCUGUAUGCCUCGGGGUACGCGAGCGGAGACGAUCCUCUGGAUGACAGAGAGACUGAGGUGGACUCCAGAAAAAGGGCAGAUGGCGUCAAACGGCCAGUCGUCUCUCUGAAGGCUGAGAACAGCUUCCCUGUUAAAGCUCCGCCCACUGUCUUACCAGAGGUGGAGCUUGAUGAGUAUUCUGGUCACAUGACUCCGACAGCAGCCAAUGAGGAUCUGCUGAUCGCAGAGUCGCAUCAAACAGAAGAGGCAGGAGAGCGACCUGGACACGUUCUCAUCAGGCCCGGCUUGAAAGGGGAACCAGGAGAUCGUGGGCCGCCGGGGCCGCCGGGGCCUCCUUGCUGUCCGGGACCUCGCUACACACACAAAGAGGGCCGUGGGAAACCUGGGCCACCAGGACCACAAGGAACUCCUGGAGCCCCGGGAACACCGGGGGUCGAUGGACAGAAGGGAGGCAAAGGUGAAAAAGGUGAAGUGGGUCAGAAAGGACAACAGGGACUUCCAGGUUUGAGCAGAGAGGCCGGAGCUAAAGGAGACAAGGGGGACCCAGGCGUUGGCCUGCCAGGCCCCCCCGGUCCCCCAGGACCCCCAGGGCCUCCCAGAUCCCGCAGUGUGCCGUAUGGACCAGAUGCCCUUGGUUCUGGCUUUGAGGAUCUGGACACCGAUACCAUUUACAUCAUGGGUCCAGCAGGUCCUCCGGGGCCUCCGGGACCACCCGGGCCUCCUGCGCCCCAGCUGUCAUCAGAACUGACCCCUUGCCACACUGGACCCCCGGGUGCACCUGGCAGUGAUGGACUUCCAGGCGAACAGGGAAUACCAAUAUUUGAGGAUGACUUAAGUGGCUCUGGGCCUUUUGGUUCAGCUCUGAGUCCAGAGCUGGCGUCAGUUCUCAAUACAAAACUCGCUACUGGUUCCGGUUCUGAUUUUAGUUCUGCCUCCGGUGUCGGUUCGGGUUCUGGGCUUGAGUCCGCCUGGGGCUCGGGCGAGGGUCCUGCAGGGACAGCUGGCUCCCCGGGCCCACCGGGGGGUGCUGGACCAAAGGGUGACCAAGGGAUACCUGGACCACCUGGACCAAAGGGUGAAAGUGGAGAUGUGGGCCCACCAGGGUCUCCUGGACUCCAAGGGCCUAAUGGUCGACCAGGAAGAAGGGGACCUGCAGGUCCACCAGGACCCCCGGGCCCACCUGGCCCUCCAGGAGCCAAAGUCCUUGUAGAGGACAUGGAAGGAUCAGGAAAGAGCGACUUGUUAAUUAGGACAGGAGUCAGAGGACCUCAGGGCCCUCCAGGCGUACCAGGACCCCCUGGACAACCGGGUGAAGACGGCGCCCCCGGAGUUCCUGGGAUUUCUGUCAAGGGGGAGCCAGGGAAACGAGGACCAGUCGGCCUUCAUGGCGUUGCAGGACUGCCAGGUGCUAGAGGGUCCAAAGGAGAUAAAGGCAGCCCAGGACCAAAGGGCGAUCCAGGUGCUGACGGGCUCAGUAUCAUAGGACCGCCCGGGCCUCCCGGACCUCCAGGACCUGCUGUAAACCUGCAGGAACUGCUCCAGAACGCUACAGAUGGGAUGUUAAACUUCACCGAGCUCAGAGGACCCCCGGGGCCCAGGGGCCCUGAAGGUUUGCCGGGACAAGCCGGAUUUCCAGGCCCUCGAGGACCAAAAGGAGACAGAGGCCCUGAAGGUAUUCAGGGAGCCACAGGAGAGAAGGGUGAAAAGGGCGAUCCUGGCGUGACAAUUGCUGCAGAUGGAUCUAUCUUGUCUGGACCGAGGGGCCCUCGGGGGCCAAAGGGCCCAAAGGGCGACCGGGGUUUCCCAGGACCCACUGGACCUGUGGGACCGACGGGGCACCCUGGUCAAAAAGGGGAAUACGGUUUCCCUGGACGCCCAGGACGACCCGGUAUGGUGGGGAGGAAAGGCGACCGAGGAGAAUCUGUCAGCCUGCCGGGUCCUCCAGGCCCUCCGGGCCCUCCAGGUCCACCAGGAAGAAUUCUGGGUCUAAAUGGAACAGUGUUCCCGGUGCGCCCCAGACCGCACUGCAAACUGGGACGAGAGUUGGCCACAAAGAGAGACUCUGUGGGACUUAAAGGAGACAAAGGCGACGAAGGGAUGCCCGGUGAGCCGGGAACGCCCGCAACCCCGUCGCCUGAUGCGGUAGAGGGAGCUAAAGGCGAUCUGGGGGUCAAAGGUGAAAAGGGAGAAAAAGGCGACUCGGGCCUGCCCGGUCCUCCAGGACUUCCAGGGAAAUCCGGACUUGUGGGUCCAAAGGGGGAGUCUGUUGUAGGUCCCCCAGGUCCGGUUGGUUCUCCUGGUCAACCCGGAGCUCCCGGGCUCGGAAAACCUGGACCCCGAGGCCCGCCUGGCCCUGCUGGGCCCCCGGGACCGGCCCCCGAUUAUGGAUCUGACGUCAGUGUCCCUGGUCCUCCAGGUCCUCCCGGUCCACCAGGAUCUCCAGGCUACGCUAACAUGGUGACGACCUUCAAGACCGUCAAGGCUCUUACCAGAGAGACCCAGAGAGCUGCUGAGGGAACCCUGGCGUACGUGUCCGAGAGAGGAGGAGAGCUGUACAUCAGGGCCCGCAACGGGUGGCGCAAAAUCCAGCUUGGAGAGCUGAUUCAAAACGGAGCUUCCUCAUCAGAAGCGUCUCAGGCUCUGAGCAGAGCGGGGGAUUGGAGCAGACCACAAAGAGUUCACAGCCAGGAACUGCAGGACGGCAGCAGGGGAUACCAGCCCAGCUACAAUAUCUUGCCACAGACCAUUGAGUCCGUACCUGGACUCCAUCUCGUGGCGCUGAAUGCUCCGCUCAAAGGCGACAUGCGCGGCAUUCGUGGGGCAGACUUCCAGUGCUACCAGCAGGCGCGUUCCGUGGGGCUUACCGCCACCUACAGGGCCUUCCUGUCAUCACACCUCCAGGACUUGGCGACCAUAGUACGGAAAGCUGACCGCAACAACCUGCCGGUGGUUAAUCUCAGGGGGGAAAUAUUGUUCAGCACUUGGGCCUCCAUAUUCUCUGAGAAUGCGGGCAUGUUCAACCCGUUGACACCCAUUUAUUCUUUCGAUGGACGCAACAUAAUGACCGAGCCAGCAUGGCCGGAGAAGCUGGUGUGGCACGGCUCCAGCACGGUGGGCACCCGCCUGACCGCCAACUACUGCGAGGCGUGGCGGACGGGCGACAUGGCGGUGACGGGCCAGGCGGCGCUGCUGCAGACGGGCCGGCUGCUGGGACAACACCCCCGCUCCUGCUCCAACCACUACGUGGUGCUGUGUAUAGAGAACACAUACGUGGGAAACACACCCCAAAGGAGAACCUGAAGAAACACACACACAUAUUAACACACAUGCAGGCAUGUUGAAAGUGGGAAAUAUGAUUGGGGGGAAAAACACAUUUAGGCACAUGAAACACACACAUAGAUACAUGUUGUUAUUGUUUUGUUUUUGUGUUUAGUUCCCACCUGAAAGGCGGUGUGAGACAGCAGCUCAACAUGUCCAUCCAUAUCUAGAGCUCAGUUAUUUUUGUAGUCUCUAACAGAGUAAAAAAUAAAAUAAAUAUAUAAUAAAAAAUAGGAAAAAAAAAAACAUUCUCAGUGUUUGAGGGCUGCCAGCUUUACGUUGUUUCUGGGGCUUCUUUGUUUUCCUGUUCUACAGGCAAACUAGUGGAGAAACGUAGCAGAACUGCUGUAAAAUAAACCACAGAGUCACUGGUCUGGUCUGAUAAGACAAAGUUUCCUUUUUCCUGUUUUCAAACUAAAGUGAAGUUUCUGACGAGACAUGCAGCGAUAUCGGACAAAAAGAGAAUCCUCAUGUAGGAUGACGACACAGUCAUCCUACAUUUAUAACUCCAAAAGUAAAAAACAAAAAAAAAAA
This is a messenger RNA of Poecilia latipinna (sailfin molly), 5063 nucleotides long. RefSeq names its product collagen, type XV, alpha 1b (gene col15a1b). The transcript has 45 exons. The record is from RefSeq and is a predicted model, not a curated record. Gene Ontology annotation, cellular component: collagen type IV trimer. Gene Ontology annotation, biological process: extracellular matrix organization. Lineage: Eukaryota; Metazoa; Chordata; Actinopteri; Cyprinodontiformes; Poeciliidae. Gene Ontology annotation, molecular function: extracellular matrix structural constituent conferring tensile strength. Bases 210 to 4511 code for a protein of 1433 amino acids.